Frankliniella occidentalis (western flower thrips) is the source of this 682-nucleotide messenger RNA. RefSeq lists its product as uncharacterized. The record is from RefSeq and is a predicted model, not a curated record. Lineage: Eukaryota; Metazoa; Arthropoda; Insecta; Thysanoptera; Thripidae. The transcript has 3 exons. Bases 25 to 555 code for a protein of 176 amino acids.
GGCCGCGCGGGCGCGCCCGUCACCAUGCGCGUGCCCGUGUGGGGCUCGGCCAUGCGCCACUGCCGCCUGCUCGACCACGCCACGCACGUCUUCUUCGUUCACUUCCUCGUGGACGCAGGCACGCUGUCCGGGUGCGUGCAGCUGUUCGGGUCGGCGGCGCAGGCGCGCGACAUCGAGUACCGCAUGGAGCUGGACGAGCGGCCGGGGCGCGGCGGGCGCGCGCACCACCAGCUGUACCAGCACCGGGACGCGAUGCAGAGGGUGGCCGACAUCCAGGAGCGCAUCAACUACUUCCAGGCUCGCCUGCGGCACAGUGUGUCCUCGGAGAGCGGCGGCGGCGGUGGCGGUGGCGGCGGCGGCCCGGGCAUCCUGGAGGCGUCGACGUGGACCUGGGCGCGCGUCCUGGGCGUGGACGAGGACCCCGAGCACGCGCUGCGGGGCGGGCGCGCGUGGCGCGUGGACCUGGGCCGGGCGCGCCGCCUAACCAGCCACUCGCGCUUCGCCAAGACGCGCGUCCGCGUCACCGUGCAGCCCGUCCUGCGCCCGGGGCAGUGAGAGCAGCGAGUAUUGUAAGACUUAAUGUUGUUCUGUACCCACGUUUUAUUUUUUUUAUACUACCGUGUAUUUACCAUGUGACUUUUUAAAAGGCUUUUAUAAAGGGACUAUUUCCCUCCUCUGCUAA